Messenger RNA from Homo sapiens (human), 1417 nucleotides. It is a transcript of the gene CDNF, whose product is annotated as cerebral dopamine neurotrophic factor. Gene Ontology annotation, molecular function: growth factor activity. Bases 92 to 682 code for a protein of 196 amino acids. The transcript has 4 exons. Lineage: Eukaryota; Metazoa; Chordata; Mammalia; Primates; Hominidae. Gene Ontology annotation, biological process: signal transduction. Gene Ontology annotation, cellular component: extracellular region. The record is from RefSeq and is a predicted model, not a curated record.
CUUUCCAACCUCGAAUUCUGCUCAGCUCGCUUUGGCAGCUUGGUGGGCGGUGGGCGCGGGUGGCGGAGGCGAUUGAAGCUGCUGGCCCAGCAUGUGGUGCGCGAGCCCAGUUGCUGUGGUGGCCUUUUGCGCCGGGCUUUUGGUCUCUCACCCGGUGCUGACGCAGGGCCAGGAGGCCGGGGGGCGGCCAGGGGCCGACUGUGAAGUAUGUAAAGAAUUCUUGAACCGAUUCUACAAGUCACUGAUAGACAGAGGAGUUAACUUUUCGCUGGACACUAUAGAGAAAGAAUUGAUCAGUUUUUGCUUGGACACCAAAGGAAAAGAAAACCGCCUGUGCUAUUAUCUAGGAGCCACAAAAGACGCAGCCACAAAGAUCCUAAGUGAAGUCACUCGCCCAAUGAGUGUGCAUAUGCCUGCAAUGAAGAUUUGUGAGAAGCUGAAGAAGUUGGAUAGCCAGAUCUGUGAGCUGAAAUAUGGUAUAACACAGCCCCGUGUUUUUCCCAAAAAAACACUGGACUUGGCAUCAGUUGACCUGCGGAAGAUGAGAGUGGCAGAGCUGAAGCAGAUCCUGCAUAGCUGGGGGGAGGAGUGCAGGGCCUGUGCAGAAAAAACUGACUAUGUGAAUCUCAUUCAAGAGCUGGCCCCCAAGUAUGCAGCGACACACCCCAAAACAGAGCUCUGAUCUCCAAUGCCAGCACAUUUGUGACUUGUAAUUAGAGAGAAAAGUGACUCUCUAGGAUAUGGACAUGUUGAUUAAGGAUAACUGGGAAUGCAUCAUAUUUGGUCUCAUGCUUUUUGUGUUGGUAUUAUUCCUCAGAAUUUUGUUACGUGGGUUUAUGAGUGAAACUAAUACUACUGAUAACUUACAUUUGCAGUGUACCAAAAGCUAAAAGUUCCUUUCUCAUAAGUUUCUUGGAAUGACUAUGCCAGUUUUCAUUGCCUGUCUCCUAAAAGUGACCUACUGACAAAUUGAUGGAGUAAAUUGAUUCCAAGAAAGAAGAAGGCAUUCAGAGACUCCUCUCUGGAUGCAAUUUUAAAAUAUAUUGGACUAAAACAAAAGACACAACAGUCAGCUUAUCUAAUGCACAACUUCAAUCCCAAAUACAGAAUCAAAAGUUUUUUUCAAGUGAAUUUUCUGUUUUCACUCUAUAUUGUAGCUCUCUUUGGUAUCAGAAAUGGUCAGGCAGGAGUACUCGUUUUUCCCAUUGGAAGAAAACCCACUUAAACCUACUUAAAGAAAAUAGAGAGAUCAAGAAACCGUAUAAGUAUAGCCAAUGUUUGGCAAUUAUAUCAACAUUUACAUUGUUAAUUGAACCAAGCUCAAGGUCUUUUUCAUUCCUUACAGUCACAUAUCAGACAAGUUUUUGAUGGAAGAUUAAAGCAUAUUAAAAACACUCAUAGGCAACUUGGAACUUUA